Exophiala xenobiotica is the source of this 2911-nucleotide messenger RNA. RefSeq lists its product as hypothetical. Gene Ontology annotation, molecular function: oxidoreductase activity; copper ion binding. NCBI's taxonomy places the organism in Eukaryota, Fungi, Ascomycota, Eurotiomycetes, Chaetothyriales, Herpotrichiellaceae. The record is from RefSeq and is a predicted model, not a curated record. The transcript has 5 exons. Bases 577 to 2214 code for a protein of 545 amino acids.
AGAAUACGCAAAAAGGCCGCAGUAGAUCGCCACUGCUCCCAGGAGCCUAAUCCGAUCCAAUACUGCACCUGGAGGGGAUAUGUGUAAAAAAGCAGAUGUCCCUCUCUCGUGGCGGUCGACCACUAUUUUAUACCUAUAGGCUGCUGAACAGUAUGCAAUUGUUUUCAUAUGUCAUCGUCUUCCUCCUAUCUUCCCUACCGCAGAGGAUCCAUGCCGCCCUUCGUUCGUACAAUCUCACGUUACAUCCUGGCACUAGAGCACCAGAUGGGGUGUCCCGCGAAGUUUACCUCAUCAACGAUCAGCAGCCUGGUCCAUUGAUUGAGGCUGUGGAGGGAGAUGACUUAGACAUCUUUGUGCAAAAUAAUCUUCCGGUCGAACAAACAAUCCACUGGCAUGGUCGGUCCCUUCCUCAAGACGGAGUUCUUUGCGCAUCACUUUCGUGUCAUUGAAGUGAGAGACUAAGAGGUGAAUUACAGGCCUUCUUCAACGUGGUACACCAGGCAUGGACGGCGUUCCCGGUGUCACUCAGGUCAAUUGAUUUAGCGCAAACCGGUAGCUUUUACAGUGCUGAUACUGAUGCAGUUUCCAAUUCCGCCCCAAGGGAAUUUCACUUAUCGGUUCUCGACAGGGUCAGAAUAUGGCAUCUAUUGGUAUCACUCUCAUUUCAGAGCCUAUUAUAACGAUGCCGUACGCGGGCCACUUCUAAUACAUCCUUCGCCAUCGCGCCGCCGCCCAUUCGAGAGCCUUGCUCGAGAUAGCACAGAAUUAGAAGUGAUGCUACAAGCCGAGCGAGCCGCCACGCCACUUCUGCUGACCGACUGGUAUCAUCGGCUCUCAGAUGUGAUCUACGAUGAAUACUUUACCACCGGCGCAUUCCCUCAAUGCGUCGACAGCCUUCUCGCAAAUGGAUAUGGAAGAGUACAGUGUCUGCCUGAAAGUAUCCUUCAAGCCGGACCAGGGUUGGGAUUAGAAUCCAUCGUCGCGAGCGAUCCUCAUGACCCUCUGAGUACACCGAUGCCUACAGCGUCUUACACUAUGUCUGAUAUGCUGAUGGAUACAAUGUCAUCAUCGUCCACUUCGAUGGACUCAAUGUCGAUGGAUACGUCCAUGAGCAUGCACAAACGAUCAGAUCAUGCAACAAUCACAGCAGCAGACUCUACAGUCUCUGGUGGUUUGAGCAUGUUGCCGGCCACGAACACCUCCACGUCAUCGAUGGCCACUGUAUCAGGCAUAGCAGACAUGUCCAGUCUUGGUCCCAAAGGUUGCAGUAUGCAAAUGAUGUUCAAGCCAGGCUUCAACGCAAGCUCUCUCCCACCAGAGAUAUGCAGCAACACCACGUCAGAGCAAUUCAUGUUUGAUGUUGAUGCUUCUCAGGGUUGGGCAGCUGUUCAUCUGGUUAACGCAGGUGCCGUAAGCAGACUGAGUGUCUCACUUGAUGGUCACUCCAUGUUCGUCUACGCUGCAGACGGACUCUAUGUGGAGCCGCAAGAGGUCCAGGUUCUACACAUCUCCAUCGGCCAGCGAUAUUCAGUGAUGGUGAGAUUCGAUCAGAAGCCAGGAAAUUACUACCUACGUUUUGCUUCGUAUCCAUACGGCGAUAUGCAGCAAGUCAUCGAAGGCCAAGCGAUCCUGUCCUACCAGACCAAUGGCACCAAUAUGACCAACAUGGGCACAGUGGAUGAUGCCACUUUGACCUGGAUGCUCGUGAAUGGGUCGGCAAUGCUUAACGCUUCCGAGUUGGACGGUCAGAAACUUGCACCCUAUGAGGGAAAUGUGCCCCCAAGCGGGCCAUCAGAUGUGACACAACUCUUUGCCAUUGGGCAAACCGAUGUUGUAACCUGGGUCAUUAACAGCCAACCGUUUUCGGAACCACAAAGACCCAUAUUGUACGGGAAUGCAUCUGAUGGCUGGGACGCUGUUACCACUCUUCACAUGCCCAGCAACUCGACCAUUGAUCUUAUCAUGUACGUUGCGACUGAUUCGAUGGAUACGAUGGGGCAUCCCAUGCACCUUCAUGGUCACAAAUUCUGGCUUCUAGGGUCGGGUGCAGGUGUAUUUCCGUACCUCUCUGUCACGGACGCGCCUUCAUCCAUGAUAAAUUUAAACAAUCCUCCCUAUCGAGACACCAUAGACUUGCCGCCAUCAGGGUGGGCCGUUAUCAGGUAUGACACAAUGCGGCAUGAACUAGGAGUACUGAUAGCGAACACGUUCUAGAUAUAUUACCGACAAUCCAGGAGCUUGGUUAUUCCAUUGCCAUGUGCAGUGGCAUCAAGUGGUAUGUUAUAUAUGGCGACGUCCGGAUUACAGAAGCUGAUGGGCACUUCUUUACAGAGCGGAAUGGCAGUGGUACUUGUUGAGGAUGAGGAACGAAUGCAAAGUAUGGUGGGAUCGAUCGAGGACGCCGCCAAUAAUCCGGACGCGACUGCUCGUGGAACAUCGAUGGCCAGACGUAUUGUGAUUCCCACUCUCUCAUACUCAGUUGCCUUCUACGCAGCAGUAGUGAGCCUUCUUCUUCGUUAGCACAUGGCAAGGACAAUCGAAGUCGUUAUGCUACGAGCGACGUUUUCGGGUAGAGUCACCCAGGGCAAUCAUGCUAGGCUUUCCGGCGCCUAAAGGUAAAGCAGCAGAGAAAGCAGCGAGGCCAGGCCUAAAAUAAGUCUAUACGCAAGCGAUGAAUGGUUUUACAUAGGUCGAUAGAUGCAAGUCUGACUCCGUGUGUGUGGCAGGCCAAGUGUUACGAAUCGCUCCACGCUGGGGUGUCACGAGACAAGGGUUCCUUAGCAAGUGGGAAGUAUAGAGUGUAUAUCCGUAAGAGCACGAGUAUAUAAGCAAGUCGCUAUACUAAAGCGAAGCUAAUCAAUAUCUAAAAUAUAUAGAUAUAAUCGUAAACGAAGUUAACUAUAAGGUAAAG